UUGCAGACUCGGAUGCGUUCAUGAAUGGCCUGUGACUGAAGUACUAUUAUGUCCAGUCAGCCAUAUCUCACUCGUCAAACAAACUGCACGUGCCACACUGCCUCAUGAACAGGACAGAACACUGCAGGCAAUGUGAUCGAAUCAGAUAAAUUUCUCAGUUCACAAAUAACCAGGCCGGAUUGUCGAGCGCCCUGUGAAAGCCGAGAAAGUGAGAGACAGGCACAUACCUGUGCACAUACAACAUGGACACCAAGCAUGCAAGACAUACCUGGCAAGCCACUCCCCCGGCCCAGGGGAAGUACACAAGCCAGGCGGCCCCAAGGGGUCGCAUGACACGACACCAUCGAACGUCCCUGCCUGGUUUUCGCAGGGCUGCUAACCGUUUCCGUGUUCAUGGAGACGCGAUGAAUGAAUGAAUUAAGUCACGGACAUGUGUGUGAAUGUGCGCGUGUUCAUUGGCGCCAAAUCGAAAACGCGUACGUUACCAUGCACGAUGGAUGGCGAGUCAUGUGACUUGAAUUGCAUGUGGACACUCACAACAAAACCAUCGACGGACCCAACAACAUGAAGCGAUGCAAUGCUGUCUAUCAAUUGACGCGAUCUGUCUGCCAAUUGGAUACAGCCUGCCCACGCGCCUCAUAGUGGAGCAACAGCAUGAACGGCGGGCAGGGACGAUUGCCCUCUCAUCAGCGUCAGCACGACGCUUCCGUCCCCUUACAGGCGCAAAAAGUCACGAAAGAAUGCACGAAUAGACAAAUAGGCCGGCCGUCAUUGCACGUCAUACGUGCAAGCGUCACACCGACAACGGACGAAGAGACCUGGAAAUGAAGCAGGCAGGCAGAAAUGACCACACACAGAAUAACACUGGAGCUGGCAGCCGAUCUCUUCUGACCUGCAGCACACGGGACGCGCGGCUGAAUGUAGAAAUGCCGACAAGUUGAGUGCCGCGAUCGGAGGCCCGCAAACAAUGCCGAGCUCACGGACGAUGUCCGUCGGUUGCCCCAUGAAUGUUUGGCUGCAAAGAGCGGCUAACCACGGAAGGGAUAGGCCUCUUCUGCACGAAAACACAAUCAGAACACACAGACAGCAACAAGCCAUUGGUGUCCUUGCAUCCUCUGUCUUCCGUCCUGCGUACCGCAAAUUACGAGCACGGGGCAGUCUUGAAACAGACGAAUACGAUUUUCCACGCCGUCUCGAGUGAAAUUGACACUGAUAGUUAACGGAACACUUCGAACAACGAAGCCGCCGCGCCCUUGGGUCUCGUUUCUAAGGCGCUCGAUCUGGUCAGGGAAGCAGUCUAGGGCUCCCUCCUUGAAUUCGCCGGAGACCUGGAGGGGGGAAACCUCUGUCACAUUGAAGCUUUCCUUCAGUUCGCUUUCGGUGGGCGCAAUGCGGGCGAUAGUACUGAAGGGCAAAGAGACCAAACAGCAAGACAGUGACGAACAGGAAUGCCAACGGAGUGCUGCUUGGUUGAUUUGCAUGUCACCUGAGGUCGAUGCCGUCGAUCGUUGUCAGGGCCAUGAUGUUUUGGGUCUCGCCGUCAGGUGGUGGUGGGGGGGUGGCGGACAGAUCGACGGUAUCAACGACGAUGGGCUCAUGGGAAAGGCACUGAAUCUGAACUGGCGGGGCUGGGAGAAAGAGACGAGACAGACACGCGUAUAUCAAAAGUCAGACCCCGUAGAUGUCUCCGGUUCAACUCACAUUGUUCAGUCCCGAUGCCGCACACCUCUCUCAAGGGCCCCGUUAUUACAGAUACCCAUUGCGAUAAGUCCUGUCCCUCACUGAACCAGGACAUUCUGAAGAAGCUCCAGAGAUCUGUCACGUUGUCAUUAUCUGAGUCCCGGACCUGAACAUCAAAUGCAUCAGAGGACGGACAUGAGCAUGAAAGCUGGUCUUUGUUGGUAUGUCUACCUAUGCCCACCUGCAGCGCAGGGACGGAGAAUACGGUUUGUUGACGGCUCGAAUUCGUCUUCGGAUCAUACUCACUUGAGUUGAAAGUCCCAUUGGUCUCGUGCGUGAACGUUUGGGUCACAUUCAGGUAACACUCGUCGCUGGCAUUGAGAACCGUGUACUGCAUCUCUCCAAUCGGCGCGCUUGAGGUGAUCAGCACCUCCGGAAAAAGGACUCUUUUGCGACUUACACCAGGCCCCACACUCUCAAUCACGGGGGCAAACGUCGUGGUCUUCUCUUUUCCUCGGCUGAGGGCCUGGUUUUCUGCUGGGUCGAAGGAGACGCCACCGACAAGUGUGCCUGCACAUACAGCAAGCACACACGUAUCAGGAGGGGAAUCCAUGACAGGCUGUUUUCUCCGUCCCUGGCUUAUGUAUGCACCCACCUUCGACGAACAUCAGUGUGCCUUGGCAGUCUUCAGGCCACACCUGCUCCACCGUCCCUUUGAUCUCCACAUUUGCAAAGCCCACCUGCGGCUGAUCGUUGCCCGAAUAAUUGACUGCUGCUAUUCGACGAUCCAGGCUCCCCACAUCAUAGCGAAUCCUCACUUGGACAUCAGCCCACUCUCCCUCGCAGCUGAAAUAAUACGUCGACUCGUCUGUGGGCGCGAAUUUAUCAGUAGGAGAAGUGUUAGUCUCUCGGUCGACUAUUAGUUGGAGACACCAUUGGUCGACAGGUGGUGGGUCGAUGCCGUCUUCGAGAGCUGAGCUGUUGUACUUGAAAUCCGUCAUGCGGUAUGUCGACGGCUGGGCUGUAGGCGGGGCAGACAGAUUAGCAGCGGGGCAUGCCUCAACUGAGACACAAACGACAGGAAUGUACACAGCAGACAGGCGAGCUCUCUCUGCUUUCUCUUGCAGCUUACAGCACUCAAAUCCCAUCAUGCAUUCUUCUUCCCAAAUGACUUUGAACCCCUCUUCAUCCUCAUCAAAUGCCGCUAUCGUGUCAUUGCACCGCAUAUCCGUGUCUUUUUUAUUCACAAAUUUUACGCUUGCCACGAUGUUGUGGUCGCCUUCCUUGGCUUUUCCGUCAUGUCGACAUGAGAAGUUACUCAGUUGCUCUAUUUGUACGGCAACGCACGUAUCCUCUCCGAGAACCCCCCCAUUGGGCGCAAGAGCGACGGCCGUGAUCUCGCCGACGAACUCCGGGUGCAGAAGCUCCUUAAGGAAUUCCACGCGGCCAACCUGGUCAAAGCCGGAGGGGAAUGUCUGCAGUCUUGGUCCUCGACAAUUGGCCAACACUCAGAGACAGACAGACAGACAGACAGACAGAUGGAAGAGGAAAAUAUGUCGCAUGUUAGUGCUUUUGCUCCAUCUACCUUCUCUAUCAUCGAUCAAAGGGCCUGAGAAAACGACAGACAACCAGAUUGAUCAAACGGCCUGACAGAUCUCCUGAUACUGAAGGGUACCUACCGAGCGAACCCUUCAGUAUCAAGUCAAGCGACGUGCCCGUCUCCGUGUUCAAGAGCUCAAAAGACCGAAACGGCGCACUGGGAUCAGUGCCGAAGGUACAAAGGACCGACACAGCAAGAGAGAUGUUCUCAAACAUGGGAUCUGACACAUUGCAAUUGGAUAAAGUGUCAUUGAGUAGCUCCGGCGUAGCAAGCAAAAAGUCCCCGGUCAACACGCUGGCGAAGGACAGGUCUGGCGACUUGUCUCCUGGCUGAAAGACGGGAAAGUGAAUCGUUGGAAGGGCCUCGCCGAGGAGCGCUUCUUGGAGGUCUUGACCUAGACGGAAUCCCGACUCAAGCUCGCUCGACGCUACGUUAGCAGGCGGGCGCUCUUCCCGAUACUUGUUCGCAAGCUCGAUGCAGAUCUCACUGCACUCCCGAAACGCCUUUCGAUUGUCUAUGGCAAACUCGCUGGCCUCCAACGGGUUCUGAGACAGACACACAGACACCCACACAUGUGCUUGUACCCUCGGCUGGUGCACGUACCCUCCGAGUGGUUUCGCUCAUCGGGCCUCUCGCGUAGCCUGACGUGGCCAUCGCGAGCCUGCCGCCUGCGUUCGUCCCCCCCGACGUCACGGUGAAGACACGCUCGUUGAGCAGAGCAUCGCAUUCAUCAGGCACGUCAUCGGGGAACGUCAUAACGCCGAGGCUGGUGUGGGCGGCAGGUGAUAGUAUGGCCACGGUCCUUGCAAUGACGAGGUCGUCCUGCUCCUCGUUGCCGACGAUGAGAAUCCGCUGCGGCUCCUGGUAGUCAAAUUGCUGGGCGAUGAGAGACUCCGACUCGUCCACAUAGCCCGUCAAAGUGACCUCGAUCUGCGCCUCAAUGCCCUCGCACGCCGGAUUGCUGGACUUCUCCACAACCAUGACUCCUUGGAUCGUUGCAACGGCCGGUAUUAGUACGUUGCCGGUGCGAUUAGAACACAGCCCGGUCUCGGGGCAGUCGAAUUGGAGGGUCACGCUGACGCCCUCUGUCGUGUCGCACGAGAGGUCCAAGAAGAAGUCAUCGAGCCCACUAUCAUCAUUCUUCUUGCCCUGGAUCCUCAUGCAGCUCGACACACCGGUGCCCACGUUCUUGAUGGUAUCGAGGUAGGCAUUCGAGUGCACGUCUUCAAACAGAUAAGUGCCGGGCACCAGCUGGGCGAACGUCGACUCUUGCGGCACUGGAAACCGCUCGUUCGGCAGCCAACUCUGGUUUCUUGGGUCGGGCCCCAUGUCUUCCCUUCUCUCGACGACAGGCAGGCUGUCCGCACAGUCGAAGGGCACAGCGAAGCGGUUGACGGCAUUGAAGCACGGAUCCAGCUCCGCCGGGAAACACAGCGACGAUGGCUUGCCGCUGACGACACCCUUGGUGAGCCUGACAUCGCCUUGUGCCACCUCGGCCGCCUCACCGAACAGACCUCUGGUGUCUUCGAUGCAGUAGCAGAAGCGCGAGUCGCUGGUCCGCGCACAAAUAGGCUUGUUAGACGGGCAGCUGACAGACAGGCAGACAGACAGCAUACCGACGUUGCCAUCACGACCAAUCACGUGUGUGUACCUUCCGAGAGCUGCCGUUCCCAGGUCAGUGAUGUUUGUGCGAUUGACGCCGCUAGGCUCCCCGCACAAAAUGGACUGAUUCUCGCCCGACGCAGUCACGUCACCCGCCGUAUCUGAGCUCCUGCUAUUAUUCAAGCCGUCAUUGAGGGCGAUUUCCUGUUGGAUUUGUAGAUAGACUUCGACGUUCUCAUUGUACAGGCACUGCCCGAAGUUGCCCCGCUCGGGGUGGUCGACGAUGGGCAGCAGAGCAUUGGGCUCGCAUCUCGAAAGGGGCUCAGUUUGAAGGAAUUCUGGCAACGAGUUGACGGCUGAAAACAAACCGGGAAGUCAACGGAAGAAGCGUGGCCUCACAACGUGUGUCCUCGAGUGCUCACGUGGCAGGCAGUUCUUGUUGGCUACAGCCACAGGUCCGAAGGUAUUUCCCGAGAGGCAGGCAGUCGUGAACUGACCCACAGCACCUCUCCUCUCCCAGUGGGUAAGCACGAUGAGGAACAGGCACACGAGAAGCCACCCUGCCAGCAUACGAUUCGCUCAUUCAUCUGGCCUCCUGUCUUGAAGCAAACACAAACCAAUCUUAGCAAUCUGUUCUUGUCUGUCUCCUGAUCCUUGCGUGUACCUGUGUUCUUCAAUCUCAUCGUCC
Molecule: messenger RNA, 5570 nt
Organism: Vitrella brassicaformis
Lineage: Eukaryota; Vitrellaceae
Source: the annotation of a GenBank genome assembly